This is a messenger RNA of Engraulis encrasicolus (European anchovy), 3349 nucleotides long. It is a transcript of the gene tra2a, whose product is annotated as transformer 2 alpha homolog. Bases 1726 to 2646 code for a protein of 306 amino acids. NCBI's taxonomy places the organism in Eukaryota, Metazoa, Chordata, Actinopteri, Clupeiformes, Engraulidae. The record is from RefSeq and is a predicted model, not a curated record. The transcript has 9 exons. Gene Ontology annotation, biological process: positive regulation of mRNA splicing, via spliceosome. Gene Ontology annotation, molecular function: RNA binding. Gene Ontology annotation, cellular component: spliceosomal complex.
UUAUUGCUAUACAUGUUAUCCAUAAGUGUAUUAGUUGUUACGUCAGUAGGCUACAUUAUAGGCCUACUCGUGAUUAGCAGAGGGACUGGAUACUCACAGAAUCUCUGUGAUUUGUGUUUGAGUUUGAGAUUACUGUAGCGUUACUGUUAUUAGUUAUUUUGAAUGGAGAAAGCUACCUUUGGUGACGUAAUAUUUACUUGCAGGAAGGAGGCGUAGGAAGGAAUCGAAUCGAAUCACCGCCAUUCCACCGUCGCUUGUCAACACGGAGAGUAGAAAGGUAGCGCACGGCUAUUGAUAGACAAGCGUUGCUUCUUCAACUAAAAACACUGUCGUUUCGGUACUCUCGAUAAAUCUAAAAAUGAGUGACAAUGAAGAUGGUAACUUCGAGGGUCGCGUAAGUAUAGCUAUAUCGCCUGUCUUGUAUCUCUCUUCUCUUAACCUUCUUUCCCUUUCUAAGUAGUUAUUAGCUUGUCACUGCUCUUCGGCUAAUGAUGGCGUUAAAACGUUCAGGCCGUUUUUAACCAUACAUAUUUCUGCGAUUUUAAUACAUACAUAUAUUGAAAAAAGAGGAUGCAGCUAUCCAAUAUUUUGCUAACCUAAAAAUCAUUAUUAGGUUCCCUAACAACAGCGUGGUGACCAGCCGAUACGCAGGGCAACACCAUGUGAAUCAGACUCGAGUUUGUCUAAUGUUAUUCCUGUAAUGUGCAUUAACAGUAGUAGUGGUGGUAAUGCUCCACGUAUUGUUGAACUGUUACAUUUCAUAUGUAGUCAAAAGACGGUGAUUACGACUAGUGUUUGCAUCGCGGCUACUAAGCUAGCUUUUAAGCAAGGCUUGGCUUGGCCUCAUCUAAUUUUGGACAAUGGCUGCACACUCAUUGCUGCGUAUGCGGUACUGUGGUGGUCACUUACCAAUCAAGCUUCAAAUGGCAUGAAACACCUUUCUGAUUUCCUAACCGUUAUGAGAAUUGUGUAUUUGUCGUGGUGGCUGCCCUAAUGCUCAAAUACUGUUGUCCUACUUGUAGGUAGCACGUUCGCCAUUAAGGGCGUUUUGGAACAAAAUUGAAUCACCUGUCUCCAGCAUAGCUAGAGCAGGGCACUAUCUCUGUGUCUGUGUUAACAGCUGCUGCGUCUUCUUCUACUGCCUUUCCUCUGACUUUCAACAUUUCUUGACUCAACGUUUUUUACUCACCAUCUAAAAUAAUUUAAUGUUGUUUAAAAAAUACUGUAAAUACAUUUACUGUUUUAUUUUGGGCGAUUCAAUGCCCAUAUUUACGUUGCUCAAUCACACAUCAUGAUCUUUAAUAUUACUGAAUGUUCUUUUUUCAUUAAGGUUAUUGGUCGCGAAGGAAUUGAAGAGUUAAAUCCAAGAAUGUGGAAGAAUAUCCAAGAAUGUCAGAAGGCUUUUGCAAAUGUGUACAGAGCAGAGCAUAAACGGGGCGGGGGAGAAAACAGGACUCCAGAUGUCAGAUAGAAGGCACGGUCGCGUUUCGCUCGUAAUGCAUUAAGACGGGAUGAAAAUGGCAGAGGUUUCAAAAUUGGGUGAAGAAAAUGGAAAAGAGACAGCAAGGCAUGAAAAACGAAAACAGAAAACACGAAGACCGAAGAACUGUAGAAUGCGCCCGAAAGAGCGAGUAGGAGGAGUGAAUGUGUCCGUUUGUAGGUUAAGUAAAUUUGCGGUUUGCAUUCCACAUACCUGUACCUCUCUACCUUUACCUACACAACUGCAUGACACCUUUUUCCAUGGUUACCCAGGAGUCGCGCUCCCCUUCCAAGUCAGACCGCGGGAGCCCGGCCAACAUCAAGUCUGAAAGUCGGUCUGGAUCGGGCAGCCCCUCGCGCGCCUCAAAGCGCUCUGAGUCCAGAUCCCGCUCCAGAUCCAAGUCCAGGUCUCACUCCCACCGGCACUCUAACCGCCGGUACAGCCGCUCUCGUUCGCGCUCCCACUCGCACCACAAGAAGUCUCGCUCCCGCUCCUACUCCCCCGAGUACCGCAGCCGCAACCGUAAGAGCAUGAGCACCUCGCCCAUGUCCAACCGACGCAGGCACGGCAGCAGCCGGGGCUCCCAGGGUCAAGGAAGACCAGACAAAGCGAACCCGGACCCCAACACGUGCCUGGGCGUGUUUGGCCUGAGCCUGUACACCACGGAGCGCGACCUGAGGGAGGUGUUCUCACGCUACGGGCCCCUGGCCGGCGUCAACGUGGUCUACGACCAGCGCACCGGCCGCUCACGAGGGUUCUCAUUUGUCUACUUCGAGCGCAUCGAGGACGCCAAAGAGGCUAUGGAGAGAGCCAAUGGGAUGGAGCUGGACGGACGGCGUAUCCGAGUGGACUACUCCAUCACCAAGAGGCCACACACCCCCACCCCCGGCAUCUACAUGGGACGACCCACGUAUAACGGGGGAGGCGGAGGUGGUGGUGGUGGCGGCGGUAGCAGCAGCGGUGGUGGUGGUGGUGGUGGAGGUGGUGGCAGGAGAAGGGACUAUGACCGAAGCUACGACAGGGGAUACGAUCGAGGUUACGACAGAGGCUACGACCGCUACGAGGAAUACGACUACAAAUACAGUCGCAGGCGAUCUCCGUCCCCUUACUACAGCCGCUACAGAUCACGCUCACGAUCCCGCUCCUACAGCCCACGACGGUAUUGAAACGAGUAUUUUUGAUUGUUUGAAGACGUACAUGUGUGGAGGGGUUGUCAUCGUGCCCCUGACUACAGACGACCAUGUUCCGUAAUCUGAAGAGUUAACUCUCCUGGGAUCAUCAGGUCUUUUUUAUUUUAUUUUGUGUUUUAUUUUUUCGAUGUGCGUGAGACCUAGCACACUAUUAUGAUUGCAUAAGUGCAGAGGGAAUGUUUCUUUUUUUUUACAUUUUCCAGUGUUAUGUUGCAAGGCCUAUGAUACCCUUGAUUGUUUGUGUAAAUACAUUUGUACAGUGUGUGUGUGUCCGAGAGAGCGCCAGUACACCAAAAGUGUGCGUGUGUGUGUGUGUGUGAGAGGCAGUUCCUUCCCUGCAAAAGGUAUCCUAUUGUUCUGUUAGGAAGUACAGAUAUUCCACUGUAAACAACUUACCGUGAGUUACCAGCAGCACGCAACUUUUUUGGUCUAAGACUUACUGUAUUUUUUACAGAUUUCCAUGAAAGCAGUGUUUGCGCGUGACAGGGACUGUUGUGUGUGUGUGUGCGCGCACUCGCGCUUCAGUCCACUGGAUCUUGUGGUAGCCUCUGUUAAACACGUCACACUUCCAUUCGCUCAAGACAGAUGUGUGUUUCUCUCGUGAUUUAUUUUGACUGUAUUGUGGGUGUCCUUCUAGAGUUGUCUUUUUCAAGAAAUAAAAAAGGGUUAUCCAACUGUG